Messenger RNA from Anguilla rostrata (American eel), 396 nucleotides. Its product is annotated as syncollin-like. The transcript has a single exon. Lineage: Eukaryota; Metazoa; Chordata; Actinopteri; Anguilliformes; Anguillidae. Gene Ontology annotation, cellular component: secretory granule membrane. The coding region runs from base 1 to 396 and encodes 131 amino acids. Gene Ontology annotation, biological process: exocytosis. The record is from RefSeq and is a predicted model, not a curated record.
AUGAAGGUGCUCGCUGCUCUGCUUCUCUUUGCCGUGUCCAUCGCGUGCCUUCACGCGCAAUGCCCGGACCCAGGGUCGUUGAAGGAUGCCGCUGGCACGAAGGUGUGCGCUCGCAUGUUCGAGGACAGCCACUACUACUAUGAGCAGAGUUGCGGAGGAGACUACCUCGACACUUACGCGGGCGACGACUACCCCUUUAUGCCGAAAAACUGGAACAACCGCAUCUCCUCUCUGGUUGUGUCGAGGUCCUGCAGUCUGACAGUGUGGGAACGCAGUAGGAAGGAGGGAAACAGGCGCAAGUUCACUUCGGGGAUACAGUACCGCCUGAAAGACGUCGGCCAGGGUUUGUUCAGCGAUUGGGACAACGACAUCUCCGCAUACUACUGUGAGUGUUAA